AUGAGUGAGUAUGUUGUGUGUGUGUGUGUGUGUGUGUGUGUGUGUGUGUGUGUGUGUAUAAUUAUAGUUUAUAGAACAGUAUGUAAUAUGCAGGGCUGUGGCUCGUGAUAAAGCCCUGCUGUCAUCUCUGUGUAUCACCCACAUCGUAAACUCGGUGGACGGCUGUCACCGGAUCAGCACUGGCCCAGGUUACUAUAGCGACCUGCCGGUGGAGUACUAUGGUGUGGGGCCUCCAGAUGAUCCAGAGUUUAACCUUCAACCUCACUUCAACCCCACCGCAGACUUCAUUAAUACCGCCCUGAAGCAAGAUGCACACACACACACACCCUGA
Molecule: messenger RNA, 331 nt
Organism: Coregonus sp. 'balchen'
Lineage: Eukaryota; Metazoa; Chordata; Actinopteri; Salmoniformes; Salmonidae
Source: the annotation of a GenBank genome assembly